Molecule: messenger RNA, 1787 nt
Organism: Pecten maximus
Lineage: Eukaryota; Metazoa; Mollusca; Bivalvia; Pectinida; Pectinidae
Product: regulator of G-protein signaling 6-like
Exons: 15
Coding region: 147-1772 (541 amino acids)
Biological process (GO): G protein-coupled receptor signaling pathway; regulation of G protein-coupled receptor signaling pathway; intracellular signal transduction
Source: RefSeq, a predicted model, not a curated record
CUUUGAUGUAAGCGACCAGAAGCAGACAGCUGUACUUCCGCAUCAGACGAAGAGAUGCUUCUCUAUCACAAAAGUCAUGCACGGGAAUAACUUUGUACAUGUUUAUUUAAAAUAAACAAGAAACAGGAACCAUUUUGAUCCCAAGAAUGACCAUUUGUCAAGAGACCAUGGACUUGGAUCACGAUUCUAAACCACGACAUGCUGUUUUCACGAAGAUGGAAGCAAUUAUAAAGAAAAUGCAACAUGAUGACCGAGGUAUCCCCAGUAAGAACAGAAAGAAUACUGCCACACAUCCUGUGGUGGAUAGGAAACUAUUUACAGGAAGUGACAUCAUUGAAUGGCUGAGGAGACGGUUCCCUGAGUCUGAGACAGAGGAGAUGGCUCCAAAAGAGGCGCUGCACUUAGCAAACCUCCUGUGUCAAUAUGGCUACAUCUAUCCAGUUGACCUGAAAACUUUCACCAUCAAGGAUGACAGGUCGACUGAGUACAGGUUCCAGACUCCAUUCUAUUGGCCAUUUUGCAAGCAGAAAGCUGCAGACAGUAUGGAAUAUGCAAUUUACCUACAAAAGAGGAAUAUGCGCAACAAGAGUAAGCAUGAACUAGAGCCAUAUGAAAAGGAAGCACAUGAGAAGUUGUUGAAAUUUUUCUCUGAUAAGAAGGACUUUAUUAAAGCUCAAGCUGAAGAACAGGUCAAGGAGCUGAAGAAGAAACAGCGUCAAGAUAAGAUGUUAGGUGACCAACAAGAGAGAGCAUUCUGGAGGAUACAUCGACCUCCGAAAUCCCAGGUAAACUGCUUGGAGGAGGGACCCAAGAGAAACAUACAACCAAACCAAAUGAUAGCUAGAAAAAAGAAAAACAAGGACUGGUACAGACAAGAGAUUACUUUCCUGAAAAAGUCCAUGGACAGGCCAAGGAUGAAAUUUUCAAAGGCAUUUGAAUGUUAUUGUACACGAUGGACCCAGUAUCAUGAGUAUGACCCGUUUCUUGAGCCGAGUGCAGCACAGCCUAGUAACCCUUGGAUCACGGACGACCCAACCAUGUGGGAACUAAAUAAAACCCUGGUUCCAAUUCCGACAGAAUUGCGAGUAAAGAAGUGGAGCUUUAGCUUCUAUGAACUUGUCUCUGAUCAGACUGGAUUGUCAGAAUUUGAGAAGUAUUUAGAAAAAGAAUACAGUCAGGAAAAUAUACGCUUCUGGAAUGAAGUAGAAAAACUCAAGGAUUGCCCAUAUAAAGAACUCAAGGAGCGCAUGGAACAGAUCUACAGAGAAUUCCUAGAGAAGGGAGCUAACUGUGAGGUUAAUGUUGAUUCUAAAACCAUGGAGCAAGUACAUAAAAAUUUAAAGGAAAAGUUUGGGCCUCGAAGUCGUUACGCGUAUGACCCAGCCCAGGAACAUAUCUAUAACUUGAUGAAGAAGGAUAGUUAUGCACGUUACCUAAGAUCGGAUCAUUACAAACAGUUACUGGUUCAGGCUAAGCAACACCCAUUUACCAAGAGAAAAUUCUUUAGCUGGAGUAACAAGAGUAAACAACAGGCACAGCCCCAGCAGAGACCGACAACUCCGAGUCCCAAGGUGGCGAGGCGCCGGGACAGUAACUCCAGCGACCGAUCACGUGAUGUGAGCUCCGACGUGAGUGGUGGUGACUCCCCAGUACAUAUGUCUGGACCUCAUCACUCGUACAGCACCAGUGACCUAAAGGAACUCGGCAACACCCACAAAUCGGUCCUUUCCCAGGGCUUUAAGGGGUCUGACAACAGCCUUUCUAUGAGGUAAGAGACGGGCUUUGGU